AUGAAGUUCACUCUCGCCUUUGCUGCCUUUGCCGCCGCCGUCUACGGUCAAACCAUCGAUGAUAUUCCCGCAUGUGCUCAACCUUGCAUUCAGAACGCAAUUGCAAGUGCUACUACUUGUGCUGCUGCCGACUAUGCAUGCGCUUGCUCAGACGCAAACUUCGCCAAUGUGGAGAGCGCCUCCAUUAACUGCGUUGUUGCCGCCUGUGGUGCUGAUGAGGCCAUCAAUGUGGUUCUGCCUGCUGUUCAAGCAUUUUGCGCCACUCAGUGA
This is a messenger RNA of Trichoderma aggressivum f. europaeum, 270 nucleotides long. RefSeq lists its product as uncharacterized. Bases 1 to 270 code for a protein of 89 amino acids. NCBI's taxonomy places the organism in Eukaryota, Fungi, Ascomycota, Sordariomycetes, Hypocreales, Hypocreaceae. The transcript is spliced from 2 exons. The record is from RefSeq and is a predicted model, not a curated record.